Naegleria fowleri is the source of this 213-nucleotide messenger RNA. RefSeq lists its product as uncharacterized. NCBI's taxonomy places the organism in Eukaryota, Heterolobosea, Eutetramitea, Acrasida, Naegleriidae. The coding region runs from base 1 to 213 and encodes 70 amino acids. The transcript has a single exon. The record is from RefSeq and is a predicted model, not a curated record.
AUGUAUCACAAAUCCUCCUCUUCUUCACAUUCUCCAUCUUCAUCCUCACUCGUUCCAGAUAGUGCCUCUCAAAAACACAUUGAGGACACAUAUGCCAAAAUGAGAGGCGAAGUAAAGAGUGUGGCUCAUGCCUACAAGAUGGCUUUCGGAGAAGAUUAUUUGAAAAAUCAAGAAAAGGAAAUUGAGGAAUAUAGAAGAGAACAACAUUUGUAA